Messenger RNA from Lontra canadensis (Northern American river otter), 3192 nucleotides. RefSeq names its product zinc finger protein 618 (gene ZNF618). NCBI's taxonomy places the organism in Eukaryota, Metazoa, Chordata, Mammalia, Carnivora, Mustelidae. Bases 87 to 3056 code for a protein of 989 amino acids. The record is from RefSeq and is a predicted model, not a curated record. The transcript is spliced from 17 exons.
GCGGCGGCAGCGGCAUUGUGCGCGCACCAGCAGCCCGGCCCGGGAGGAGCAGGACGCGCCGGGGCCGCCUCCUCCCGCACGGACCCAUGAACCAGCCGGGCGGCGCGGCGGCUCCGCAGGCUGACGGAGCCAGUGCAGCCGGAAGGAAAAGCACUGCAAGCAGGGAGCGCUUGAAGCGCAGCCAGAAGAGCACCAAGGUGGAGGGUCCAGAGCCCGCACCGGCUGAGGCCUCGCUGAGUGCCGAGCAGGGGACGAUGACGGAGGUGAAGGUGAAGACCGAGCUACCUGAUGACUACAUCCAGGAGGUGAUCUGGCAGGGGGAGGCCAAGGAGGAGAAGAAGGCGGUCGGCAAGGACGGGACAGGUGAUGUGCCCGCUGAGAUCUGUGUGGUGAUCGGUGGUGUCCGCAACCAGCAGACCCUUGAUGGAAAAGCGCCCGAAGGCAGCCCCCACGGUGGAUCGGUGCGAAGCCGCUAUUCAGGGACCUGGAUUUUUGACCAAGCGUUGAGAUACACAUCUGGAUCCUAUGAGUGUGGAAUUUGUGGCAAGAAGUAUAAGUAUUACAACUGUUUCCAGACCCACGUCCGGGCACACCGAGACACUGAAGCCACCUCAGGGGAGGGAGCCUCCCAAGGCAACAAUUUCAGGUACACGUGUGACAUCUGUGGGAAGAAGUACAAGUACUACAGCUGUUUCCAGGAGCACCGGGACCUGCACGCCGUGGAUGUGUUUAGUGUGGAAGGGGCCCCCGAGAAUCGGGCAGACCCCUUCGAACAAGGCGUUGUCGCUACUGACGAGGUGAAGGAGGAACCCCCGGAACCAUUCCAGAAAAUCGGGCCAAUGAACAAUAUUACAUCAGAAAUUUUUAAGAAGAAAGAAGUUAGGCAGUGCCAAAAGAGAGAAACUGGCAAUUACACCUGUGAAUUCUGUGGAAAGCAGUACAAGUACUACACACCCUACCAGGAGCAUGUGGCCUUACACGCCCCCAUCAGUACUGCCCCCGGGUGGGAGCCACCGGACGAUCCAGACACGGGCUCUGAGUGUUCGCAUCCGGAGGUCUCCCCGUCUCCACGCUUCGUGGCAGCGAAGACCCAGACGAACCAGUCGGGGAAAAAAGCUCCGGCCUCCGUGGUCCGAUGUGGCGCCCUCUUACACCGCACCCCUCCAGCCACCCAAACCCAGACGUUCCGCACUCCAAACUCGGGAUCUCCGGCAAGCAAGGCGACCGCAGCAGAAAGCGCUUUCAGUCGGAGAGUAGAAGGCAAAGCACAAAACCACUUUGAAGAGACAAAUAGCAGUUCCCAAAACUCCAGCGAAACUGCAAGUCCCCUGAUUUCCAAUCCUUUCCCUCUCCUACAGAAACCAUACACCUGUGGUGCCUGCGGGAUCCAGUUCCAGUUCUACAACAACCUGCUGGAGCACAUGCAGUCCCAUGCAGCGGACAACGAGAACAACAUCGCCUCUAACCAGUCCCGAUCGCCACCUGCUGUUGUAGAAGAGAAGUGGAAACCCCAGGCCCAGAGGAAUAGCGCCAACAACACCAUUACCAGUGGCCUGACACCCAACAGCAUGAUCCCCGAGAAGGAGCGGCAGAACAUCGCAGAGCGGCUGUUGCGGGUCAUGUGCGCUGACCUGGGUGCGCUGAGCGUGGUGAGCGGGAAGGAGUUCCUGAAGCUGGCCCAGACGCUGGUGGACAGCGGCGCCCGCUAUGGGGCCUUCUCGGUCACGGAGAUCCUGGGCAACUUCAACACGCUGGCACUGAAGCACCUGCCCCGCAUGUACAACCAGGUGAAAGUGAAGGUGACGUGCGCCCUGGGCAGCAACGCCUGCCUGGGCAUCGGCGUCACCUGCCACUCACAGAGCGUCGGUCCCGACUCGUGCUACAUCCUCACAGCCUACCAGGCCGAGGGCAACCACAUCAAGAGCUACGUGCUGGGCGUCAAGGGCGCGGACAUCCGCGACAGUGGCGACCUGGUGCACCACUGGGUGCAGAACGUGCUGUCAGAGUUCGUGAUGUCGGAGAUCAGGACGGUGUACGUGACAGACUGCCGGGUGAGCGCGUCGGCCUUCUCCAAGGCCGGCAUGUGCCUUCGCUGCUCAGCCUGUGCCUUGAACUCGGUGGUGCAGAGCGUGCUGAGCAAGCGGACGCUGCAGGCCCGCAGCAUGCAUGAGGUCAUCGAGCUGCUCAACGUGUGCGAGGACCUGGCAGGCUCCACGGGCCUGGCCAAGGAGACCUUCGGCUCGCUGGAGGAGACCUCUCCGCCGCCCUGCUGGAACUCAGUCACCGACUCGCUGCUGCUGGUGCACGAGCGCUACGAGCAGAUCUGCGAGUUCUACAGCCGCGCCAAGAAGAUGAACCUUAUCCAGAGCCUCAACAAGCACCUGCUCAGCAACCUGGCAGCCAUCCUGACGCCCGUCAAGCAGGCGGUCAUCGAGCUGAGCAACGAGAGCCAGCCCACACUGCAGCUAGUGCUGCCCACCUACGUCCGGCUGGAGAAGUUGUUCACGGCCAAGGCUAACGACGCAGGCACCGUUAGCAAGCUGUGCCACCUCUUCCUGGAGGCCCUCAAGGAGAACUUCAAGGUGCACCCAGCACACAAGGUGGCCAUGAUCCUGGACCCGCAGCAGAAGCUGAGGCCUGUGCCGCCCUACCAGCACGAGGAGAUCAUCGGCAAGGUGUGCGAGCUCAUCAACGAGGUGAAGGAGUCCUGGGCUGAGGAGGCCGACUUUGAGCCCACCGCCAAGAAGCCCCGCUCCGCCGCGGGAGAGCACCCCGUGGCUCAGGAGGACGAUCGGCUGGGGAAGAACGAAGUGUACGAUUACCUGCAGGAGCCCCUCUUCCAGGCCACCCCUGAUCUCUUCCAGUACUGGUCGUGCGUGACCCAAAAGCACACGAAACUCGCCAAGCUGGCCUUCUGGCUGCUCGCGGUUCCGGCCGUGGGGGCCAGGAGCGGGUGUGUAAAUAUGUGUGAGCAAGCUCUUCUGAUCAAAAGGAGGCGGCUGCUCAGUCCGGAAGACAUGAACAAACUCAUGUUUCUGAAAUCCAACAUGCUUUAAAACUUCGGGACGCUGACAAGGAAGACAAGAGAAAGAGAAGAGAAACGUUAGGAAAAAGAAAACCACAUACACACACAACACUGUCGCAAAGAAAAAGGAAUUUAAGUUCUAAACACUGUGGACCUCAUUAUAAACG